AUGGAGGGGCUGAAGGAAACUGAGAACGGCACCUCCGGGAAAGCUCUGUGCCCUCUCGUGGAAAGCUAUAAAUACAUCUUGUUACCCCUUACUUACAGCUCCGUCUUCGUGCUGGGGCUGCUCCUCAACGGAGCCAUGCUGUGGCUCAGCUGCUGCCGCGCCAAGGGCUGGACCUGCACCACCAUCUACCUGGUGAACCUGGCUGUGGCGGACCUGCUCUACCUCUUCUCUUUGCCCUUGCUCAUCAUCAACUACAUCCUGCACGACACGUGGCCUUUCGGAGAGCUGCUCUGCAAACUGGUACGUUUCUUGUUUUACACCAACCUGUACGGCAGCAUCCUGCUGCUGACUUGCAUCAGCGUCCACCGCUUUCUAGGCGUUUGCUAUCCCAUCCGCUCCCUACCCUACCGGACCCGGCGCCUGGCUGCUGCCGGCGCAGCUACGUCCUGGGCACUGGUGUUCCUGCAGCUCCUGCCCACCUCCAUCUACGCUCGCACCGGCGUUAUCAAUAACCACACCGUCUGCUACGACAUGACGAGCCCCGAGAACCUCAGCAGCUACUACCCCUACGGCAUGGCUCUAACCGCAUCUGGUUUCCUCUUUCCUUUCCUCAUCAUUUUAGUCUGCUAUUGUCUGAUGAUCAGAAGCCUCACCCAACACACUGGAGACACCAAUCCCACCAGCAGUGCUGCCCGAGCCAAGUCGAUCCGAACCAUUCUCCUCGUCUGUGGGCUUUUUGCUGUCUGUGUACUGCCAUUUCACAUCACCCGCAGCAUCUACCUCUUCAUUCGUGUGUACCGGGUAGCUGACUGCCAGCUUCUACAGCGCUGGAGUUUGCUUUACAAGAUCUGGAGGCCACUGGUGAGCCUCAACAGCUGCAUCAACCCCCUCCUCUACUUUCUUUCUGGUCAAACUAACAGAGCCAGGCUCGCUUUGGAGCUGAGACUGCCCAAGGCAGGUCCUCUUGCCAGGCCUGCCGUGAACGCAGAGGGGACAGACGCCCCAGCAAGACUUAGCCCUUGCUGA
Messenger RNA from Gymnogyps californianus (California condor), 1026 nucleotides. Its product is annotated as P2Y purinoceptor 3-like. Gene Ontology annotation, cellular component: plasma membrane. The transcript has a single exon. Gene Ontology annotation, biological process: G protein-coupled receptor signaling pathway. NCBI's taxonomy places the organism in Eukaryota, Metazoa, Chordata, Aves, Accipitriformes, Cathartidae. Gene Ontology annotation, molecular function: G protein-coupled receptor activity. The record is from RefSeq and is a predicted model, not a curated record. Bases 1 to 1026 code for a protein of 341 amino acids.